This is a messenger RNA of Schistocerca serialis cubense, 411 nucleotides long. Its product is annotated as tachykinin-like peptides receptor 86C. Lineage: Eukaryota; Metazoa; Arthropoda; Insecta; Orthoptera; Acrididae. Bases 1 to 411 code for a protein of 136 amino acids. Gene Ontology annotation, molecular function: tachykinin receptor activity. Gene Ontology annotation, biological process: G protein-coupled receptor signaling pathway. Gene Ontology annotation, cellular component: plasma membrane. The transcript has 3 exons. The record is from RefSeq and is a predicted model, not a curated record.
AUGUCAACAGUCCCAGUCAGUGAGGGACCGCCGUGUUGCAGGUACAACCUGGUGCUGCUGCUGGUGACUUACGUACUGCCGGUGGGCGCCAUGGUGGGCUGCUACAGCGCGAUGGGCCGCGAGCUGUGGGGCAGCCGAUCCAUCGGUGAGAUGACGCAGCGGCAGGCGGACUCCAUCCGCUCCAAGCGCAAGGUGGUCCGCAUGUUCAUCGUGGUGGUGGUGAUCUUCACGGUGUGCUGGCUGCCCUACCACGCCUACUUCAUCUACACGCACCACGACCGCGCCGUCACAUACGCCAAAUACGUGCGCCACCUGUACCUCGCCUUCUACUGGCUCGCCAUGGCCAACGCCAUGGUCAACCCCCUCAUAUACUACUGGAUGAACGCAAGAAAUUCAGAUACCCUAAAAUAG